Molecule: messenger RNA, 1401 nt
Organism: Symbiodinium natans
Lineage: Eukaryota; Dinophyceae; Suessiales; Symbiodiniaceae
Source: the annotation of a GenBank genome assembly
AUGCCGGCGCCUGCCCUGUCCUGCCGGCAGCCUCCUGCACUUCCGUCUGCUUUUAUUGGGAAGGUGAUGGAGGCUCUGAGAAGGAAGAUUUGGAUGUGCGCCGCCGGCGUGCCCUCCUCUCACUCCAGUGCAGAGGGCCGCGUCCACGCCAUGCUGAAGCAGGCGCCGGCGCCAUCCCCGUGGUCAGAAGGCUGGCCCUCCCUCAGGGCCAGCGUCGUCCCCUAUGGCGUCCAGCUGGGCAAAGAAGCAGACUGGCAGCAAUCGCAGGCCUCGCUGUGGAUGACGGACAACCCGAGCCGCCAAGCGGAACGGGCAAACGUGGCAGACAUUCUGCCCUUGCUACGUGAGGAGGUUGUAGCUGCGCUGUGUCCCAACGCCGACUUCGGGGACAGCAGCGAUUCCGAGGGCGAGGACCCCGCGCCAUCCGCACCCCGGCUCUUCCGGCACGCUGACCACGAGCGGGAGUGGACUCGACUCGAGUUUCGCGAGUGGGCGGAGGCGGUGAGCGAGAAGCACGGUUACUGGAUCUCGGAGCUGGGUGGUGUGGGCCACCUCCCCGACCUCGAAGCACAAGGCCCCUGCACCCAGCUUGUGGUCUUCGAGCGUAAGGAUGUGGAGGAGACGGGGAUGCAGGAGGAAGAGUGCGCCUCCUUUGCGGGCAUGGAGUCGCAGGUGGACUUCAACGAAGUCCGCGAGCAGUCGGCGCGCUCCGAGGAGCUCGCUGGCUCUGGCAGUGGACUCUGGAAGCUGGUGCUUCGGGAGGGGGAGGGAGAUCCUGCUCCGAAGAACUCCCGAGUGAACCUGCACUACUCCACAUACCUGGCAGAUGGCAGGCGCGUGGACACCAGCCGCGAGGGCAAGAGAUCGAUGCCCUGUGCCUUCCAGCUCGGCCGACAGGAUCAGGGGGUGGAGGCGUGGCAUCUGGCCGCCGAGACCAUGCGCUGUGGCGAGGUGGCGUGGGUCCAGAGCCCCUCGCGGUAUGCGUACGGAAGCCGAGGGGCGCCUCCGCACAUCCCCGCGGGCGCGGAAGUCUGGUUCUGCCUGGAGUUGACCAGCGUCAGACCGCCCUGUACCGUGAAGUUCCUGAAUCGUGCGGCGGAUGCCCUGGAAGAAGCAGACAAGCAUAUGGAGGUUGGCCGCGCGGACAUCAAGCGCCAGGCCUUUGCACAGGGCCGUCAGGCCUUCCGCCGCGCGGUUGCCGCCGUGCCGGAUAAGCUGCUGCUGAGGCAAAGUGACGAACUCAUCGCCCGCUUCGCCAAGAUGGAGCGGGCUUCCCUACUGAACCAGGCGCACUGCUGCCUGAAGCUCGGCGAGUCCGUUCCGGAGUCCAAGGCUGAGGCACAGGACCACUUCCGCGAGGCGCUGCAGGCGUAUGCGCGAUCGCCUCCUCUAAGGGCAUGA